AUUGCAGCCGUGCGUGUGACGAAAGUUGAUUCGCGUGGAAAGAGUUUGAUUUUUCCUGUGAAAGUGUGCAAAAUGAACAAAAUUGCGGUGAAUUUACUGCUGAGAGGUGCCAGCUUUAGAAUACCGCAACAGUCGUACCAUUUACUGAGGAGAAAUUACAGUUUUAAGAGCGAUAUUUCGCUGGACAAAAUUUACCCCUCUAGCAAUUUACGGUUGUACACUCCUCCACCGCCGUCUUCAUCGGGUGAUAAAUUCAACGGAUUCAUCCCACUGGACAAGUUGGAAGUAACCCACAGCCGCAGCAGUGGUCCCGGAGGUCAGAAUGUCAACACUGUUAGCACAAAAGUCGAUAUACGUUUUCACUUGGAAUCGGCCAGCUGGCUACCGGAAGGCACCAGAAAGCGAUUGGCUGAAUUGCAAAAGAACCGUGUUACCAAGGAUGGAUACCUGUUCGUCCGAAGUGAACUGACCCGCUCACAGCAGAUGAACACUGCCGAUGCUUUGGAGAAGCUACGAAACUUCAUCCGGGAGGCGGAAAAACCCCUGGCUGCGGAGCUGUCACCGGAGACUUUGGAAAGGCUUCGCCGCCGCCACGAGAAGGCCGCCCGUGAACGUUUGGCAAUAAAGCGCAGUCGGUCGCAAACAAAGGUCGACCGACGAGCGCCCACGUUGUAAGAAUGUUUUUGCGAGGGUUUAAAUGUCUGGUUAUAGAAUAAAAAUACGCAUAGA
Molecule: messenger RNA, 729 nt
Organism: Ochlerotatus camptorhynchus
Lineage: Eukaryota; Metazoa; Arthropoda; Insecta; Diptera; Culicidae
Product: large ribosomal subunit protein mL62
Exons: 3
Coding region: 73-675 (200 amino acids)
Biological process (GO): mitochondrial translational termination
Cellular component (GO): mitochondrial large ribosomal subunit
Molecular function (GO): peptidyl-tRNA hydrolase activity; translation release factor activity, codon nonspecific
Source: RefSeq, a predicted model, not a curated record